Molecule: messenger RNA, 2903 nt
Organism: Nothoprocta perdicaria
Lineage: Eukaryota; Metazoa; Chordata; Aves; Tinamiformes; Tinamidae
Product: KIAA1614 ortholog
Exons: 8
Coding region: 1-2598 (865 amino acids)
Biological process (GO): regulation of cellular localization; establishment or maintenance of cell polarity; centrosome cycle
Cellular component (GO): apical plasma membrane; cell cortex; nucleus
Molecular function (GO): protein kinase C binding
Source: RefSeq, a predicted model, not a curated record
AUGGAGCGGGAGGCGGCGGCUGAGGUGCGGCGGGCGCCGCGGCCCCCCAGGCAGCGCAGUCGGGCGACCGCAGAGGGCCCCGAGGCCGCUGCGCACGCCGGCGACACGGCCCCCGCGGGCGGCCCCCACGCCGUGCUGGAGGGCAAGGUGAAGGCCCUCAAGGAGAAGCGGGGAGCUGCGAGGCCGCGGCUGCGACGGGCCAAGCCGGGGCUGGAGGCCGCCGAGCCGCAGGCCCAGGUCCGCACGUACCUCACGGACGGGCUGCUGGACGGCACCACGGGCGCUGCGGUGGCACUGCACCCCGCUCCGGCCUCCACAGGCCGUGACAACACCGGGGGGCCCUGGAGGCUGCCAGGGGACGGUGGCGGCACCAGUGGCCUCUCGCUGGCCCAGCGCGUGGAGAGGAACCGGCAGCUGCUGCAGGAGGUGCUGGCGCUGGCGGCCACUGGGCCGCCGUUGAGCAACGCGGACCGGGACUCGGGCGUCUCCCUGCCGGACGCGGACGGCUGCAGGGCCUUUGUGGCGGGGCCGGAGCUCGCGCUGAGCCCGCGCCAUGAGCAGGCCAAGCAGCUGCUGCAGCGCGCCCGCAUGAAGGCGCGGACGAACCCGCUGCGCGCCAGCCACGACAUCCUCCCCCCUGCCUGUCCUGCCCUCAGGGAGCCCAGCGGGACGCCCGCCCCGGAGCCCAAGCCACAGGAUGGAGAAGCGCCGGCCAGCGGGAGCCUGAGCGACUCGUCGAGCGGGGAGUCGAGCGGAGGCGCGCGGCGGGUGCGGGGGCCCUCGCCGUCCCGCGUGCGCUUCGAGGACGAGUCGGCCCGCGACGCCGAGGUCCGGUACCUGGAGCGGCUGCAGCUGCGGCACCGCCGGGCGCUGGGCUCCGUCCUCAGUCCCCUGGGCCGGGGGCUGUCCCUCUCCCAGCCCGAGCCGGCUGCCCGCGGGAGUGAGGGCGAGUGGCAGAGCCGGGGCACAGCGGGGCAGGUGGCCAGCCCAGGCAAAGUGCCCAGUGCCAGGGGCACCUGCAAAGCCUGCGGCUCCUUCCUUGGUGCCUCCGCCAGCAGCAGCGACGCGGGGAGCAGGGAAAAGCACCCGGCCGAGCGGGAGGAGGGGAGCGCCCCCCUGCCGGAGCCAAAAGCCAGGACUCUGGGUCCCCGCGGGUCCCCGCUGUGGAUCCUGCCCUCGCGACAGCGCAUCCACACUGAGAGGAUCAAGGAAACCUACAUCGGGGACGUCACUUAUGUCGACGACGUGGACUCGGCCCUGGAGAGCACCGACACCUCUGACGGCUGUCGCACGGACAGCGAGGAGGGGGGUCCUCGGGGCCCCCGUCCGAGGGCACACGGGCACCCCCGGCCCCGUGGCCACAACGCGCCCGUGGCCGGGAAGUCAGAGCAGGAGCGACAUGGUGCCAAUGGGAGAGGAGACGUGCGGGGACUGAGCGGGUCGGCAGAGCCCAAGGCUUCAGUCAACGGGCCUGAAGUGCCUUCCUUGCGCGCGGCGCCGCUUGGGAGCACUGGUGGCCGUGAAGCCGGCGUGGGGCCGCACAAGGCCCCCUCUCUGCAGGUGGGGCUUGAGCCCUCCGCCGCGGGUGUCCCUGGCCGGGGCCGCUCGCCAGCACCUUGUAGGAAAGCGGGUGGCCCUCGGGGUCCCAGCCCUGAGCCCGCGGCCCCUGUGGAGCGACCAUCCCCAUGUCGCGCCGGGCACCUCCCUGACGGCCCCCUCGGCACCCUGUCUACCAACAACUGCAACAACACCCAGGGCCGGGCGCUGGCCGGAGGGCUCAGGGCUGGUGCCACCGCUGCAGGUGCCUCACUGCAGCCAGCAGCAGAGAAACCCCUGGCGCAGGAGCAGCAACGUCCCAAGGGCAGCAGCGCUGGCAGCACCACCCCAGAGGCCCCCAGCAGCCGCAAGGGGGGCAGCGCUGCCGCCAGCGGCCUGAGGAAACUGCUGUGCAGCCUGAGCCAGGGCACCAAGCAGCGCCUGGGCCGCUUCCGCUGCUACAGCAUGGAGCAGCUGCCGGGGCCCGGCCCCGCGCCGCCCGGCCCCGCGCCGCCCAGUCCUGCGCCACCUGCCAUGCAAAAGUCACCCUCGCUGCAGUCCCUGCACAUGGUCUCGCCCCUCAGGCAGCCCCGGCGAGCGGCCUCUGUGCAGAGCCUCCAGAGCCUCCUGGCCAAGGCGCCCCGCGCCAGCGCCUACCUGGUGCCCAAGCCGGGAGACAGCAGCAAGGGCGGCCCAGCGCCUGGGCGCUCGCUCAGCCUGGAGGACAUUGGUGCCCCCGACCUGCCCCGUGCCGUGGGCCGCGUGGUCGAGGUCUUCCCCGAUGGCACCAGCCAGCUGGAGCUGCGGCGGCCGCCCGACGGCACCUUCGGCUUUCGCCUUGCCUCCAGCCACGGCCGCCCCGACACAGGUGUCUACGUGCAGGAGAUGGCGGAUGCUGGCACGGCCAAGCUCUACGCUGGGCUCCUCGCCGUGGGCGACGAGAUCCUGCAGGUCAACGGGGCGGCGGUGUCAGGCCUGGCACCGGUGCAGCUCCACGAGCUGCUGCUCCGCGCGGACACCCUGUCCCUGCGCGUGCUGCGCCAGCGCCCGCCCCGGCGGUAGCGGCAGGGCCGUGGGAGGCGGCCUGAGGACUGGGGUGCUGCUGCGGGACGGCGCCGCUAUCCUGCCCUGCCUGCCCUCCCACCAGCGCUGCCGACCCCUCUCUGGGCCCCAGAGGACCUGGGCUCUUUCUGUGCAAUAUUAUUUCCCCCCAACGCACAUCGGGAGAAGACCUGAUGUCCCCAGGCCUGGGAGGCAAGGCAAUAAUGCAGGAUCCACUGCUGAUUGUGUCUGGUAUCCCCAGGAGCUGCCUGGUGUCCCCGAGGGGCUCCUCAAUGGUGUGGGAUGCCUCUGUGGGCUGUCAGUUU